Cicer arietinum (chickpea) is the source of this 1648-nucleotide messenger RNA. RefSeq lists its product as uncharacterized. Lineage: Eukaryota; Viridiplantae; Streptophyta; Magnoliopsida; Fabales; Fabaceae. The record is from RefSeq and is a predicted model, not a curated record.
UUACAUAAAAUAGACACGAUUCCUAAAAAAGUGGGAGGAUUUCAGGGAUUUUCAAAUCAUAUAUUUCUUACUUAAAUUUGGAAACUCCAAUUUCUUCUCUGAUGAAGAUUUUAGCAUUAAAUUGAUAUGGACUUACUUCUGCGGAUUUUUUUUACAAACCUUGGCUUGUUAUUACCACCUUUUCUAAUUAUUUAUUAUUAUUAUUAGUAUUAAAUCUUAUAAAUAAAAGAUGGAUUUUUUUUCUCUAUAAAUAAGAGAGUAUCUCUUUCUUGCCAACACUUUGAAUUUCAAUCUUCACUCUUCCCUUUCGCUCUCAAAUAGAAGCAAAGUAUGGAGGAACUGGAUUCAGUUUUCAUGUACCAAGAGAGAGAAAAUGAACUAAGACAGAAGCUUCUAGAUGCAACAGUUGAACUAGAAACAAUGAAAAACAUGAAGACAGAACUCUUCAACUUACUCAAAACAGCUUAUCAAGAAAGAGAUGAAGCAAGAAACCAGCUUCAAAAAGUAAUCAACUACAACCUCAUUCCAACAACAACUCCAAUCCAUCAUUUACAAGAAAUCUUUGUUCCAAAUCCAAGCAUUACAAUCACAGAAUCUAGUAGUCUCUCACAUGGUUCACCACCAGUAGAUUCAUUCUUUGAACCUGUUUCUUCACCUGAAUUCUCAAACAGCAAAAUGGGUUAUCUCAAUAAUCAUCAUAAUUUUGUUCAAGUUCAAGACUUUAAUUAUUUGAACAUGGCUGUUCCUAUUGAAAAACCAAUGUGUGAUCCUGGAACUGUUGUUAUAGAUUCUUUAGCAGCAGAAAGAGUUUUGCCACAAAAGGGUAAACUUUUACAAGCUGUGCUUGAUUCUGGUCCUUUGCUUCAAACAAUUCUUCUUGCAGGACCACUUCCAAUUUGGAGAAAUCCACCACCUUUGCAAGAUAUAAAGUUUCAACCUUUGAACAUCAAAGAGUGUGAUAAUAAUAAGAAUGAGACUAGAAUAAUUGAGUCUAUUUCAUUUCCACAAAAACAGAAGAUUUCUUCAAUUUUGCAAUCUUCAAAUGGUGUUUCAACUUGUUCUGCUUCUUCAAUGGUUAAUUUUGCUGGUAAUCAUCAUCAUGGUUCAUUGAACAAUACAUGGAAGUUUUGUUCUAGUUCUAAUUCUUGUUCAAGUCUCAGGAUUCAAUUAGAGUCGAGAAAGAGACAAAGGUAUCAAUGAUUUUGAUGAAGUUUUCUCCUCAUAGGUUAUUUUUUUUCACUUAUGAAAAUGGAGCUACAACAAUUGGUGUAAAUGGGAUGGCAGAACAUCCUUUUGAUUGAACACUUUUUAGUUAGGAUUUUUUUGGUUGAGAAUGUUGAGAUUGGUUCCUCUAUGGCUACAAUCUUUAUCCAAUUUUAACACUGCAACAUCAUACUGCAGCUGUAAAGGAGCUAAGCUCGAAGAUGUUGAAGAUGUUUUAGUUCUUUAAAUUUGCAAGUUUAGGAUUUUUUAUUUUAUGCCACUAAAUCUAGUUUUCAUCUUUGCGAUGCAAACUUUUUACUAUUACGAGUAUCAAAAUAACAAUUUGUUAUUUGGUUUAAAUUUAGCAUGAAUUUAUACUCUAUCUAUCUUGGAACUGUAUUGGUGACAAUUGGUGCAAAACUUUAAUAGUGAAGUUGUUGAUGAA